GAGAACUGCAUCAUGGAGUUGUUUAAUGUAUGUCCAGUCUGCACGUGGGCAUGUGAUGUGAGGACCCAAAGGCUGGGGACAUUCCUGUCUGUGAAGCAGUGGUGCCCCCAUUGCACAUUUAGAAGACACUGGAAUAGUCAGACUAUCCUUGGGAGCGUGCCAUCUGGAAAUCUGCACCUUUCUGCCGCCGUGUACCUGAGUGGUGCAUCUUUCAUACAAACCAAAAAGGUCUUCAAUGCAGCUACAGUUGUUUAGGUAUGAAACAUUUAGACGCCAUGCAGUUAUUCACCACUGGAAAGUCACACAGGAUGUGAAUCUGCAGUGGCUAAGUCAGGAGCAAAAAGUGAUAGCAACAAGGUUGUUGGUGGAAAAAGAGGGCCUGGCAAGGAGUCUAGCAUUACUGGAGUCGCGUGGCUUCAACCUUGAUUGCAUUGUCACUGAUCGUCAUCCACAAGUACAGUAGUUCCUCAGGAAUUUCAAAGAAUCUGGAAGCAAUCAGUAAGCAGAAAGACUGUGAGAAACUCAAGAAGUGGAUGAAAAGCAUCAACAACCACAUAUACUGGACUGCAGCUGGCUCAACCUCCGAGCCAGAGAGAAUUGCAAAGUGGACCGCGAUCCUGAACAAUGUUCGAGAUGUCCAUACACAUGAGGAUCCUCUUUACCCUAAGUGCGAGCAUGUGACCCGCAAGACAACUGACAAGAGUAAAUGGCUCCAAGCAGAUACUGUAGCUUUCAACAAUUUGGAGAAGUUGCUGACAAAAAAAAAAAAAAAAAACGCUGAAAGAUGUAGCAAAACUGAGCCCCCACCACCAAACUUCAUUGUUGGAGGCUUUCCAUGCCAUCAUCCUUCAUUUUGCCCCAAAGAAUGUUGUCUUUCCCUUUAUUGGAAUGCUGUGCAUUAUAAUGAAAAUGCUAGAGCGGAUAAAAGGGGAAACAGUGGGCAACACUGUCUUGUACCCCGUUCUAAGAAAAAAUAGAGUUGAAAUCUCACUAUUGGUCUGAAUGACUGUUGUUGGGUGGUUAUAAAGCAUCUUAACCACAUUAAUAAAUUUAAGACCAAAAUUCAUCUUUUGGAGGACUGAAAGAUGUCCUCCACUCAACUCGGUCAAAGGCCUUUUCAGCAUCUAAAGAGAUGGCAAUAACUGCAUAAUCCACCUGAGAAGCAGAAAACGUUAACUGUGAGAUUACUUUUUUUUCAAUCUUAAGUCAAAUACCUUGUAGUCUAAAUUGAGUAAUGAAAUAUAUAUAUGAGGCACACAGACAGGGGUCUUUACUAGGGAUGGGACGAAAUAACGCGAUACAAAACGUGACGCAUCGAGGUCGAAAAAAUGGAUCGCGAAAUAAAGAUAGAUGGCACUGCUGCAUGAUUUGCGUAGUAUAUAAAUAAUUUAGUGUAUUAUAUUUGUGUGUAUGUAUAUGGGGCAGACAUACAGUCUAUGGCGGCAGGGUAAAAAAACUAAAUGAAAAAAAAAAAAAUUAUAUCCGGGGAACGGUGCGGUAAGUCGUAACGUCAAGACAGUGCAUGUUGCAAUAACAACACUGCAGCGAGCUAACAAAUAUUAUUAGCAUUAGCACCAACUGCCUUGCCCCCAAACAGCCGACCAUGGAGUCAAAUGAGGUCGAAAUUGAGGACGCUCCACCUGGAUACAAGUCAUAUGUCUGGCAGUAUUUUGGCUUUCUCAUUAAAAAAGACAAAGACGGCAAUAGAGUAACUGACAAGACUAAGACUGUGUGUAAGCUAUGCCAUGCUGUCAUUCCGUACACCACAUCCAACACAUCCAACACAUCAAACAUGAACCACCACCUUCAACGUCACCAUAAAAAUGUGAAGACGGCCCCGGAGAAAACGAGCCUACCGAAGGGACAGCUGACCAUGAAACAAGUGCUGACACCAACUCUACCUCCGUCAAGUCCGCGUGCAAAACAGAUAACCAGGCUCAUUGGCGAAUUCAUAGCGGACUAUAUGGCUCCAUUUAACAUGGUAGAGAACAGAAAAUUCAUCCAAAUGUUCAAUGUGCUGGAGCCCAAGUUUAAGAUGCCAUGUCGAGGACAUUUUUCAGAGAAGGUAAUCCCGGAAAUUUACAAUGAAACCAAACAAAGCGUGAAAGAGUAUCUAAAAAAUGUCGACUGUGUCGCCCUGACCACCGACAGCUGGACCUCGCGUGCAACACAGAGUUAUAUAACCAUCACGGCAGAAGUCAUCAACGAGAAAUGGGAGAGAAAAAGCUUUGUGUUGCAAACUCGUGAGCUAAGUGAAAGUCAUACUGGUGUUAACAUAGCUCACGUGUUGAGAAAUGCACUGAGUGAGUGGGAGAUAACGAGGCCACAAACAACCAUUGCUUGUGUCACAGACAACGCGAGCAACAUGGACAUUGCUGUGAGAGAGAGCGGUCUCCACCCUCACAUCAAGUGCUUAGCGCAUGUUGUGAAUCUGGCCAGUAAGCGAGGCUUGGCUGUAUCCCGUGUCGCGCGCCUUCUUGGUCGUGUGCGAAGAAUAACUACAUUCUUUCACAAGAGCACCACGGCCUCCGCCGUCCUGACCAACAAGCAAACCCAGUUAGAGCUGCCUCGGCAUAAACUUAUCACCGAUGUCCAAACCAGGUGGAAUAGCACAUACGACAUGCUGGCGCACUACCUGGAGCAACAAGCAGCUGUCUCAGCUGCACUGAGCUGCCCAGGAAUCCGAAGGAAUGCGAGAGAAAUUGACACUCUGGAUAACAGUGAUAUAUCAGAUGUCGAGGACAUAGUGAAACUGCUUAAGCCACUGAAGACAGCCACAACAGUUGUCUGUGAUGAAAAAGAGCCCACUGUUUCACUGAUAAUCCCACUGAAGUUCAUGAUCGAGCAAAGCAUGUCACCAGACGAAAAUGACACACAGUCACAGACCAUCGCCAACAUGAAAAGCGCCAUUCUACUCGACAUCUCGGACCGGUACUCGGGGGACUGUAAUGACAUGCUGCAGGAGUGCACUGCGCUUGACCCACGAUUCCGAAGCCUGUCCCAUCUGAAUGAUGAACAACGCGAGUCCGUCUAUGCCCGAAUACGUGAAAAAGCUUCAGCACUUCAUGAGCAGCGCAACCAGGUAGGCUAACUUUUACUGAAAAAAAAAAUGAGGUGCCCUGUAUGUGUAGGCCAGAGCCCGAAAACUUAUUUCUCAUAUUGUUUUUUUUAUUAGUCGAUGAGAGAGAGAGAGAGAGAGAGAGUCUCUGUGUGCAUGUGUCUGUGAGAGAGGGAGGGAGUGAAGGAUUGAAAGACAGAAAUGUUUGAGCUAGUUUUAUUUUAUUUUUUUCAGACCAGUGACAUAGAUGAAAGAACCACUAGGGCCAGUGCUUCAAUAUCAGGUGCAGCAGCAGAGCAGGCCAGGGUCAUGGUUGAGGCAGCACAGGGAGCAGAGCAGAGCCAGGAAGAGCCAGUGGAGGGAGAAAGGCAGAUGCAGGACGUGACACAGCCUCCCCCACCAAAAAAGACAGCGUUAGAAGAUCUCCUUGGGAGCUCCUACACUACUGUUGUUGAGACAGUGCAGUCCAGCAGAGGGAUUGAAAUGGAGAUACUCUCCUACAGAAAUGGGAUUCCUAUCCCACUCAACAGUAGUCCACUUGAGUGGUGGAAAGUUAAUGCAUAUGCUUACCCCAUACUUGCCCCCCUGGCCAAAGCCUACCUUUGCAUUCCUGCUACGUCAGUGCCCAGUGAGCGUGUCUUUUCCACAGCAGGAGACAUUGUGUCUGCUCAAAGAUCACUGAUUACACCAGAACAUGUUGAUAUGUUAGUUUUUUUGAAGAAGAACCAGUCCUGAGAUAACUUAACCUAGGAUUAGAGCAGCACUAAGGGAGUGUUCUUGUUUGUGUUUGGCCAGUUAGGCCUUGUGUUUCCCUGUGUGCAGCUGAAACAAAAAUAAAUAAGUUGUUGUUAUA
Messenger RNA from Megalobrama amblycephala (Wuchang bream), 3911 nucleotides. Its product is annotated as E3 SUMO-protein ligase ZBED1-like. Bases 1604 to 3091 code for a protein of 495 amino acids. Gene Ontology annotation, molecular function: DNA binding. Lineage: Eukaryota; Metazoa; Chordata; Actinopteri; Cypriniformes; Xenocyprididae. The record is from RefSeq and is a predicted model, not a curated record. The transcript is spliced from 4 exons.